This is a messenger RNA of Austrofundulus limnaeus, 3418 nucleotides long. RefSeq names its product APC regulator of WNT signaling pathway (gene apc). Gene Ontology annotation, cellular component: beta-catenin destruction complex; cytoplasmic microtubule; catenin complex. Gene Ontology annotation, biological process: negative regulation of microtubule depolymerization; cell migration; pattern specification process. Lineage: Eukaryota; Metazoa; Chordata; Actinopteri; Cyprinodontiformes; Rivulidae. Gene Ontology annotation, molecular function: beta-catenin binding; gamma-catenin binding; microtubule binding. The record is from RefSeq and is a predicted model, not a curated record.
GCAGAUCCUGCGUGAGCACGGCUGCCUGCCGACACUGCUGCAGCACCUGAAGUCCCACAGUUUGACCAUCGUGUCCAACGCCUGCGGGACGCUCUGGAAUCUGUCGGCACGCGAUGCUAAAGACCAGGAGACGCUGUGGGAACUGGGUGCUGUAGGCAUGCUGCGGAACCUCAUCCACUCUCGACACAAGAUGAUCGCCAUGGGCAGCGCCGCYGCUCUGAGGAACCUGAUGGCCAACAGGCCCGCACGCUACAAGGACGCCAGCGUGGUGUCACCGGGCGCCGGCGCCCCGUCGCUUCACGCUCGCAAACAAAAAGCCUUGUUUGAGGAGCUGGACGCUCAGCAGCUGUCAGAGACCUUCGAUAACAUCGACAACCUGAGCCCCAAAGCAGCCCACAGGAAGGGGCGGGGCUGUAACGGUACUGGAGCAGGGGGAGGAAAUGCAACACGCUCCUACACCAACACGCCGGUUUUAUCAAGCCCAAAAAGUGUAGACGGCUCAAAGAGGGUGAGUGAGGAAGGGGCGUACCCUCGGUCAGUGUUCCCGCCCAGUGUGCGCGCCUCCAGCGACAGCCUGAACAGCGUGACGAGCACCGACGGCUACGGCAACCGCGGCAAGACCAAGCCGUCGUCCGACACCUUCUACUUCUCUGACGAGAGCGGCGCCAACAAGUGCUGCGUCUACAGGAAGUACCCCGCCGACCUGGCUCACAAGAUCCGCAGCGCCAACCACAUGGCUGACGAUGACGGCGCWGAGCUGGACACGCCCAUCAACUACAGCCUGAAGUAUUCAGACGAGCAGCUGAACUCCGGCAGGCAGAGCCCCAGUCACCGCAGCGACAUCGACAGUGACGACAGCCAAGAUGUCCGGCUGCGGACAAACAACGGCGGUGAAUCGGGGCCGAGCGGCAGCCGCAUGGCGUUGGCUCCACCCCCUCACUACACUGUGACGGCGCCGUCCAGCUACAGUAAUGAGCCGGGCCCUGAGCAGCCCAUAGACUACAGCCUGAAGUACAGCGCUGACACCAACCGCAAACCGCUCUUCAAGCAAGAAGAAACAGCUGUGCCCUCGCUGGCUCCUCCCACUUCCUCCUCCAAGCUCCACCCUCUGGCUCCUUCACGCACGGUGACAAAGAGCAACCAGGAGUCCACGCAGACGUACUGUGUGGAGGACACGCCCAUCUGCUUCUCCAGAGGCAGCUCCCUGUCCUCUCUGUCGUCAGAGGAAGAGGAGGAAGUCAUCAAGAGGAGCGGCGGCGGCAGCAGCAGCAACUACCCGACACUUCCUGUCAGUGAGAAAGACUCUGAUGAGCAGCAGCAGCAGCGGCGCCAGCAGAAGGAGGCGGAGAGUCAAACAGCAGCUCCUCCCUCUACUCGAGGGCGCCGGGGUCAUCACCACCACCAUGGCCACGCCCAUCACCAUCAUCAUCACCACCAGGCCACGUCCUCGUCGGGCACCCGGACCCCAAAGAGCCCCCCGGAGCAGCUGUACGCGCAGGAAACGCCGCUGAUGUUCAGCCGCUGCACGUCGGUCAGCUCUCUGGACAGCUUCUCCACCUCCUCCAUCGCCAGCUCCGUCCGCUCCAGUGAGCCCUGCAGCGGCGUGCCGAGCGGCGUGGUCAGCCCCAGCGACCUGCCCGACAGCCCGGGUCAGACCAUGCCCCCGAGCAGAGCCAAGACCCCCCCGCUGCCACCGCCCGCCCAGACCACCAAGAAGGAGCAGAAGGCCAAGGAGGAGGAGGAGGAGAGCAGCGCUGACGUCCUGCUGCACUUCGCCACAGAGAGCACGCCACACGGCUUCUCCUGCGCCUCCAGUCUGAGCGCGCUCAGUCUGGACGAGCCCUACAUCACAGCCCAGAUGAAGGUGAAGGCCAAGGAGGASGGGGGCAGCAAGGACACCAAGGUGGAGACCCCCAAACCCAUCCUGGAUGAGUCGGACGACGAUGACAACGAGAUCCUGGUGGCGUGCAUCACCAUGGCCAUGCCCAAGCCCUCCCAGAAACCAAAGAAAGCAGCGCAGCAGCCAGCGCCGCGCAAGUCCAGCCAGCUUCCUGUUUACAAGCUYCUCCCACCACAAAGAGCCCAGCCACAGGAUGUCCCUCCCCCGGCGGCUGAGGACGUGCCCAGAGUCUACUGUGUGGAAGGGACGCCCCUGAACUUCUCCACGGCCACCUCACUGAGUGACCUGACCAUCGAGUCUCCUCCCAACGAGGAGGCUCCUCUGACCCUGGCUCCUGUGGCCUCGCCUACGUCUGCUCCACGGAGGAGGGCGGGCUUUCCUGAGGGCGAGAACGGUGACGACAUCCUGGCUGAGUGCAUCAACGCCGCCAUGCCUAAAGCUAAACCCAGGAAGCCCAUGAGAGCAGCAGCAAACACUGAGCACCUGCAGGCUCCGCCCCUUCCUGCURCCGUCUCUGCUCCAAUCCCACCUUCUCUCUGCCAGCAGCUGCAGAAGAAGAAGCCGACAUCUCCGGUGAAGCCGAUGCCUCAGCGGCCUCCGUACGGUGCUGCAGCUGCUAAAGCUAAACCAGGCUUUGCCUUCGACUCUCCUCGCCACUACACGCCCAUCGAGGGAACGCCAUGCUGCUUCUCACGCAACGACUCGCUCAGCUCUCUGGACUUUGAUGAAGAGGAGUGUGGAGAGAAGGAGGGAGAGGACAGGAAGCCUAAAGAGGAAGGCAGGAAGAAGAAACAACAAACUGCUGCCGUCUUCCCUCGAACCAAAGCUGCAGCCAAUCAGACGGCUUCAGACGAGAAACAGAAGUUCUCCAUGGAGGACACGCCCGUCUGCUUCUCCAGAAACCCCUCUCUGAGCUCGCUCAGCGACAUCGACCARGAGAACAACAACAAGGAGUUUGCUCCGCCUCCAGAGGAAGAGCAGGUGGCAGGCAAAGCAGCUGCAAAGUCUCCUCCCCCUCCUGCUGAGGUGGAUUUGAAGCCCCGCCCCCCUGCUGCCAGCGGCUACGCCCCCAAAGCGUUCCACGUGGAGGACACGCCGGUCUGCUUCUCGAGGAACUCGUCGCUCAGUUCGCUCAGCAUCGACUCUGAGGAUGACCUCCUGCAGGAGUGCAUCAGCUCCGCCAUGCCCAAGAAGAAGAAGAAAGUGUCCUCACUUCCUGUCCCCGCCUCCAUCUCUGUGUCCAAAACAGAUGAGGGCAUUCUGGCUGAGGAGGAGCCUUCAGAAGCUCCUAGAAGCCCCGCCUCCCCCGACUCUGAGUCGUUUGAUUGGAAGGCUAUUCAAGAAGGUGCCAACUCAAUCGUCAGCAGCCUGAACGCCGCCGCCGCCGCCGCCUCGUCGUUGUCCCGCCAGCCGUCGUCAGACUCUGACUCAGUUCUGUCUCUGAAGUCUGUGGGCUCGCCCUUCCACCUGCCCAGAGCCAAUAAGAACCUGGAGGAGGGCGAGGAGGAAGAGGAGGAC